AUGAUGAUACAGGUGCUUCCCAUACGGGUUCUGACCCACAAUAUCCGAUAUGCAACUACAUCACCUUUCCAAGGCGAACGGCCCUGGGGUGAACGGAAACAUUUGCUUUUGAAUGAGUUCAAAUACGAAACGCGACAUUGCCAAGAGACCUUCAUUUGUCUACAAGAGGUUCUCCAUAGCCAGCUUAUUGAAAUCGUGGCUGGAUUGAACCAGGAAGCAGAGCCCGGAGCUCCGGAGUGGGAGUAUAUCGGUGUUGGCAGGGAUGACGGCCAUGAGGCCGGGGAGUACUCUCCUAUCUUCUACCGACCAGAUGUUUGGAAGUUACUACAGUGGGAGACUGUGUGGUUAUCCCGCACACCCAAAAUACCGUCAAAAAGCUGGGACGCGGCAUCCAUUCGCAUCGUCACCAUUGCUAUCUUCGCCCAUCGACAAACCGGGAAGACAAUCUUGGCCAUGAAUACCCAUCUUGAUGACCAAGGAUCUCAAUCACGCUUUGAAGCUGCGCGUAUUAUUCUAAAGAAGAUUUCUGAAUAUCAUCAGAGGGUAUCCAGCCAUAAUGAUGCGACAAGACACAUUUUUGGUACCUUCUUAGCUGGCGAUUUCAACAGCGAAGAAAACCAAGAAGCUUACCAGGAGCUUACAGUAAGUUUGAUCGACGCGUAUAAGGAAGUUGAAAACUCGAAACGAUAUGGUAAUGACAUCACUUGGACUGGGUUUGGACACGAGGAUGAGGCAGCCUCGCGUAUUGACUAUGUUCUGGUGAAGCCCACUGAGAAUCCAAGCAGGAGCCUAAAAGUCAAUGGCUAUGCAGCUCUAGCCAACCAGUUUGAUGACGGUGUUUUAUGUUCCGAUCAUCGUGCUGUCGUUGUGGACUUGAUACUAUGUUGA
Messenger RNA from Penicillium soppii, 888 nucleotides. Its product is annotated as endonuclease/exonuclease/phosphatase family protein. Bases 1 to 888 code for a protein of 295 amino acids. Gene Ontology annotation, molecular function: 3'-5'-RNA exonuclease activity. The transcript has a single exon. Lineage: Eukaryota; Fungi; Ascomycota; Eurotiomycetes; Eurotiales; Aspergillaceae. The record is from RefSeq and is a predicted model, not a curated record.